Cladophialophora immunda is the source of this 3951-nucleotide messenger RNA. RefSeq lists its product as uncharacterized. Gene Ontology annotation, molecular function: protein binding. Gene Ontology annotation, cellular component: mitotic spindle. The transcript has a single exon. Lineage: Eukaryota; Fungi; Ascomycota; Eurotiomycetes; Chaetothyriales; Herpotrichiellaceae. Gene Ontology annotation, biological process: regulation of mitotic cell cycle; mitotic spindle organization. The coding region runs from base 275 to 3592 and encodes 1105 amino acids. The record is from RefSeq and is a predicted model, not a curated record.
UGCACAACAACCAUUUCCGACUCGUUUCCUCGAGUUGUUUCGCUCGCUUUUGUUGCUUUCCGGACUCGAUGGAUGAAUGAAUGUCCUUUCAGCGGGAGGUGAGGUAUCCACGGCUUCUCGGUCAUCCGACUCGCACCAGACCACACCGCCAAAUAAUUUGUGAAUACAUGACGAUUGCGGGUGGACCUUUCCUCUCUCUACUUUGCCUGUCGACUAUCGGUACUCGAUGCUUUCCCUUUCGCACCGAAACGGCAUAUGACCAGCAAUGUGAAACAUGUCCUCACAGCCCUACAGUCUUCGAAGCCGGCUGAACACUCAAGUCCCCUCCCUGCGCUCGACCCCGACUCCUUCGCCCAUUCCCAAGGCCGGAACCGGGCUUGCUCGCAAGGCUCGCUCUACGGACUAUGCGCUGCAAUUGCAGAGGGUUAUUGGGACAACGACAAAUGGUCCGAGUGGGCUGGCAUGCUGUCCGAGAACAAGCUCGUACGCCUAUUGCGCGGGAGCGGUAGCGGUGCUUGCGAGGCUCGGUUCCGAUGAUACACCUAUCCUCCGAUAUUUCAAGGCCCGACCGACUGCGGUUUCACUGAAUCCACCCACUUCUCACUAUGAAAGCUCACCAUCAACCACGCCAUCCAGGAGGAGGAUCAGCACGUUUACUCCCAGAAAGGGACUGGAAGAAUAUAACGGUGGCCCCGCAGGCCGCGAAUGGCUAGAAGAGUCUGGCGGGCAGACAUGGACCGCAAGGGAGCGUAUCAAAACCGCAGCUUGCGUGGCUCUGAGUCGUGACGGCCACUGGCUCGCAGUCGGGGAAGCAGGUUACAACCCUCGAGUUCUCCUGUUUUCAACUGCCGAAGAAGCCUCCUGUGAGGUACCUACUUCCAUCGUCACGGAUCAUACCUACGGCCUGAGAUGCAUAGCUUUCAGCUCAGACACGAAACAUUUGGCGACUCUGGGCGACUACAAGGACGGAUUCUUGUUCGUCUGGUCCUGUAAUGUCAAAACCGGUCAAUUGAGUUUACACUCGGCCAACAAGUGCACUGCCAACAUUUUUGAUAUGACUUGGUGUGGCAAUAAUGUGAUAACGGUUGGCACGAGAUGCGUUCGACUCUGGCAAAUACAGGACGCAAGAAAGCAGUCACCCGCCAGGAGAUUGAGAUAUCGCCCAUCCGAAGCAUCCCUAUCGAGCCCCGGACCAGUUCCGUUGCAAAGUCGUAAUGUCUUGCUGGGGCCAAUGGUGGACAGCACGUUUACGUGUGCCGUGUCAGUCGACGAAAUCAACGUCGUCAUUGGCACGGAAACUGGACAAGUUUGUUUGGUCGACAUCUCUCAGAACGUGCUGGAGCUCAAAGUUCUAAAGAAGCUGGAUUUCUCCAUCACCUCCAUCGCCUUCAUUCUGGAAGACAGAAGACUGUUGGUGGGCACUCCCCACGGGGUGCACAGCGAGAAUUUUGACACGUUGCGGAGAGAGGAGAGUAAAUCGCCUUCCAAGCUCUCGUCGCGGAAACCUCGCUUGUCAUCCAUACGACGCUCGCUCGGCUUGCUUGACCAGGCGGAGAGAAGUUUAGUGGCCAUAGGGACGCUCACAAACCACACGAUUACGUUGAACAAUGAUGGCUGUUUGCAAAUCCAGCGUCGCGGUUUGGAGGAUGGGGACAACCUUCAACCCACAUUUGCCGCUCACAAAAGCGUCAUUCUAGGAGUGCGGACGCUUCCAGAGUCUGCUGCCCAAGGCAACUUUUUCACCUACUCGAAGAAUGGAGAAGUGAAGUUCUGGAGUUCCAGCGGCGCACUACUGAAGCAAGAGAGUCUGCCUCCUGACACGGCUGAGUCACGAGACGAUGAGUUUGAGAAUGAGCUGACCCAGAUGCGUUUUCUCUCCCCUCAUGAUAUCUUCAUCGCUGGUGAUCGAUUUGGAUUAUUGAAACUGAUCAAGAGCCACGAUUGGCAAAUUGCACACACAAUCAGGGCACACAGCGCAGAGAUCACCUCGAUCGACGUUCUUGAGUCUGGAUCGCUUGUUGCGACAUGCAGCAGAGACCGGAUGAUACAGUUGUUCCACGUGAACAGCGAUUCCUUUGAGCUCCUACAGACGAUGGAUGACCACGUUGGGUCCGUCAAUCAAGUGAUGUUCAUUCAGAACGGCGAGAAAUUACUGUCUUGUUCUACAGAUCGGUCUCUGGUCAUUCGCGAGCGAAUGCUGCGACAGCCCCAUGGUGUCAAAGCUGUGGCCUAUCUCGCUACCAAGGUCUUAACACUCAAAGGCACACCGCUGUCGAUGGCGAUGGCAUCUGGAAACACCUUGAUCGUGUCGACCAUGGACCGUCGUGUUACAAAUGUCGAUAUCUCCACAGGCACAUUGCUCGAGUCGUUCAAGGUCGGCGAUGUGGAAACCGAUGAUACCGUUUUUUUGAAUUCUAUGGUCUGCUCGUCGAUCCCAGACAAUGGAGAUCAAAAGAUGCUGAUCGGAUACUGCUCCAUGGACAAAUCUAUCCGGGUCUACAAUGAGAGGAAUUUCACACUUCUAGCGCGAGAAUCUGGACAUACGGAGGGAGUGAGUGAUAUCGCCCUCCUUGAACAGCCCAAUAAUUCGAGUCCCGGUUCUCGGUGUACGGUCAUAAGCACUGGCUUGGACGGCACCAUCAUGAUCUGGAGCAUCUCGAAGAUAGCACCUCUAUUACUCACGCCAAGCAUCUCACAAGGACAGGCUGGAGGCUUGGGACUGGUUGCUGACGAAACCGAGGUGGCUAAACCCACGCCGUCAUCACUUCCGCCAUUGAGAAAGGUUUUGACAAAGAGUGAUAUAACGGAACUCCUAGGGGCGAAUGGGCAAGCGUCACCUUCUACUCCUCGGUCUCUGUCGCCGGUGCGAUUGCAGCGGAAGACGUCAAGACUUGCUCUUGCGACGUCCCUCGAAGACCUUGAAGAAACGCCAAGUAGGAAGACCGGGUUUCCUACCGAGCACAGCGAUUCACCCAGUGGUGAGAAAGCAGAGAUGCGACGUUCACCUUCUCCGCCGCCAAGAGGGCCAUCGAAAUUAAGAAGUCAAAGGUCUCGAGCAGACAUCAGCAAAGACAUCGAGUCUAAAAGAACACCAUUGGCAGAGCGCUCGCCAUCGCCGCCUGCAACGGCCGUCUCGAUGCCGAGCACUCCGAAACUGCGGCAAAAAGCCAACAAUGGGCGAUUGCGAAGACCGCCUUCGGUGCCUUCUGAUCUGCGGGCUCAAGCAGCAGCUCAAGGCCGCCGGCAGAGUAUGAGCCAAGCAUCCGAUUUUGGCAGUAUGGCCAUGGCAACCGAUCAGGCGACACGGAUGCUCAAGAUAUAUAAGAAAAAGUUGACCCUCAGUAAAGAGGCAGUUGAUCUGGAUGAUCUAGAGUUUGAAAUUUCCGGGCUGUUGAAGAUACUUCAGGAGAGGAAGAACAGAACGCCCUCGGGACAACAGCAAGAUGCUCGAGCAGCAAAUACCAGUGACAAAGCAAAAGUUGUGACAGAGAGCGAAGUUGAUCAGUUGGCGGUUUUGUUGGAGGGAUCAAGUAUGACUCAAUCUCCGACAACAGCUUCGGGCAGCAAGGAUAUACUGGGGUCCAAUGUAUGAAUCUCGUUGGUUGUUUUCUUUUCGGGUAUUGGUCUGUUUCACCUGGGGAAGCGCAGGACUUGUCCUUUUGGGCAUGGAGUUAUGACGGGAUCUUUCUUGAUGUCUGAGACUUGGGCUUUUUAGUAUGUGAUCUCGGAUUGGCAUGGAGGGUUGUUUCUUUCCCUUUUCUUCAUUUCAGUUGAACGGAACAUGGUUCGGACGCAAUCAGAAGCUAGGGAAGAACCACAGUUGCAAGGAGGGCUGGAAAAUCGUGGCGGACAAUGGAAAGCAGCCACAGGCGGCGUUUGGGCUCAAAGGACAGAAGAUACCACUAUUUUCAUUCUGCGUGUAAAUAAGCGGGAGAGCGAUGUAUAAAAGGG